Jaculus jaculus (lesser Egyptian jerboa) is the source of this 871-nucleotide messenger RNA. It is a transcript of the gene Pdzk1ip1, whose product is annotated as PDZK1 interacting protein 1. NCBI's taxonomy places the organism in Eukaryota, Metazoa, Chordata, Mammalia, Rodentia, Dipodidae. The record is from RefSeq and is a predicted model, not a curated record. Bases 237 to 581 code for a protein of 114 amino acids. The transcript is spliced from 5 exons.
UACUGCCAGGAAAGGUGAGCUCAGGCAGAGACUCUGGGGCAGUCUUGUGGCUUGGAGGGACUGGGUCUCCUCCCACACUUCCCUCAUUCACAGACCCACCUUUUAGAUGGCCUCUGAAGGGUGACCUCAAAUGCCAGCCUGACUGCAACGGAACUGAUCUAAGGCAAACAACCGCAGAUCGCCGGUAGUUCCAGGAGCCCAGCCACCAACUUGGACCUCAGCUCCUGCCUGCAGCCAUGCUGGCCCCCCGCCUGCUCGUGUUGGGCCUGCUCACUGCCGUGCCCCCGGCCAGCUGUCAACAAGGCCUGGGAAACCUUCAGCCCUGGAUGCAGGGCGUCAUCGCUGUGGUUGUGUUCCUAGUCCUUGUUGCAAUUGCCUUUGCUGUUAACCACUUCUGGUGCCAGGAAAAGCAGGAGCCUGGGAACAUGAUGAUGACAGUUGGAAACAAGGCGGAUGGCGUCCUGGUGGGAAUGGAUGGCAAGUACUCUUCAAUGGCAUCCAGCUUCCGGUCCAGUGAGCACAAGAAUGCCUAUGAGAAUGUCCUCGAGGAGGAGGGCAAGGUCCGAAGCACGCCCAUGUGACAUGCUCCCCGUGACCCCAACCCCAAGGCUGUCUGGGACCUGGGAUCAGUGGCCAAUGCCUCUACCACCCACUGCUCUGCAGGAGUCUACAGUGUUGGAUUGGCUUCAUGGCCCUCCUGAGUCACCCCCAGCCCAGACUGUGGUUGUGCAGUCUUCCUAGGAUCUCCCACUCAAUUCUGAAGAGCUUUUGAAGAGACAGCCGGUUCAGCACCUCUACCCCACCUUCCAUCUUAAUGUAACCAUGGAACUGGCCCUUAUUUCUGUGAAAUAAAGACUUUUUAUACUUCUGA